Messenger RNA from Naegleria fowleri, 2100 nucleotides. RefSeq lists its product as uncharacterized. The transcript has a single exon. The record is from RefSeq and is a predicted model, not a curated record. Lineage: Eukaryota; Heterolobosea; Eutetramitea; Acrasida; Naegleriidae. Bases 1 to 2100 code for a protein of 699 amino acids.
AUGUCAACUGCAAGCAACAGUCCAUCUGCGACUGAAAGAAGGGACAAUCUUGGAGUUUCUUCUUCCUCCAAGUCAAAAACGAACACAACUAUCCUCACGUUGGGAGAGUUAGAACCAUCCUCAUGCUCCUCCUCAUCGUCGACUUUGGUUUCUUCCUCCAGUUAUUCUCAACAACAAUUCAUUCAAUUCUCAGCUCAGCCGCCUUCCAAUUCUCAAAUUACCAAUGAAACGAAACGCAAACUUUCCUCAACAUCCUCCGAUAAAGAGGGUCAUAAAAGUAUCUUCUCCAAAUACGGUAGAAAUAAGAAGAAACCAUCCUUUGAUAUUCAUCAUUAUAUGAUCAUCUAUGAGGAAUUAAUGAACUGUCCAGAGGCACGAGAUAAUUUUCAAGAGUUUCUCUCUGAAAGUUAUUCUGAAGAUCCCAUGAUCUUCUUACAAGAAAUAUCUCACUAUCGACAGCAAUAUGAGCUUGCAAGAGAUUUCAUCAUGAAGGAAUAUAAGGCAACUGCUUCAGCAAGUAAGAGUGACAACAGCAUGAAUCAAGCAUGUCCGUCCUCACUCAAUACAAGCAUGUCAAUGAGUUCAAGUAGCUCCUCCUUCGUGUCAUCAUCCUCAUCUGGGGUAGAUUCUCCAUUCCCUUAUGGACCAACAGCUGUGAAUGAUGCUACAGUAGAACCUGAGAGUGUUACUCUGAUUGAAAGCGAAGAAAUGAUUGAAGAAUGUUUCUCGUAUCUCUUCAUUUUGUAUCAAAUGUUGGGACACAUCAUUGAAACGUACAUGAAUCCAGAAGGUGCAAAGGGUUUGAAUUUGACACGGACUCAAACUUCUGGCUUGUAUGAGCAAUAUGAAAUAAUUUCGAAUAUCAUGAAAAAAGCAAGCAAUCUAAAGCGAAGAAAAUCUUCCAAGUCUCCUGUCAAUGACAUUCUAGAGUUUGUGGCCACCACAAGAGGUGAAAACUUGGCUCGUAGACCUUCAUUCGAUGUGCCAUUAGGUUUUUGCCCUCUCCAAGUGCUCAACUUGUUUGAACCAAAUUCACUGUUCAAGACAGUUGAAUUUGCCGUCAAUUUAGAUCUCAAGACGGACCAGUUCAGUCGAUAUAGUCGAUCACAAAAGAUGGCCAAGUUCCUCUUGAAAAAAGGCGAGGAAUUCACGAGAUCGAUUGCUGUGAAUAUUUCUGGAGGUUUUGUUCUGGACAUUCGAUACAAACUUAAAGAUUUUUCUUCAAAACUUCUAACGGAUCGUGACAUUUUCUUUGCAUUUUCAUUGAUGGAGGAUACACCAGAUUGGGAGUUGUUGACCUACACGGAAAAACCAAAUAUUUGUCAGUCUUUCAUAUCCAAAACGUCUUACAUGAUUGGAAAAUCAGAUAGUUCAAAGGGAAUGAGAAUUUACAAAAUAAUCCUUCAUUUGGAUUAUCCAGUUGAAGAUGUGUGGGCCGCAUUUUGCGACAUUGAUGUUCGAUCGAGACUCGAUAAGAACCUUAAAUCUAUAGAACCCACUGGGUUUCAAUCUCCUUCAAAAAUUGGUGCAGAGAAAGCGGCCAAGAUAAGCUACGAGUCUGCAAAUAGAGAUACAGAAGAGAAGAUAUUUUCUCUCGAACAUCCUCCCUUGGCAUUGCAGUUUUGUAAAUGUAUGAUUGAUUUGAAAUUACCUUUCUUUAAAACUAGGUUCUUUCAGGGAACUCAAACCUCGUUUUACGAUCCGGGUAUUGAAAGUUAUGUGAGUAUUGGACAUACUGCUGACAAUGGAGAAGUGCCAAACUCAUGUGUGCUGAAUAAGUGUCUCUAUACCUUUGUAUUCCAGCGAGUAGGUGAAAAAUCGACUCGUUUAAUUCACACUGUAUACACCGACUUGGAAUUGCGAUUCAAUCCAAUUUUGUUGACCAAGAAAGUGUUCAAACAACGAACUGCAAUCCUUCAAAAUGGAUAUGAAACAUUGCUCAAAGAGUUGACACAGAACGGUACAAAAAGUGUCAUUUCCACCAAUGGUCUUAGAGAUGUGCUCUUCUACAACAGAGCCGUUCAAGAGAAUGCUGCCAUGUACCCCAAUCGUUCAUGGUUCAAGGAAUAUGAAAGCAGAAAGCACGUUAAUAAAAGAUAA